CCGAUAACACCGUCACCAGAGCGUAGGCGAUAUGCAUAUAUAAAAGUUUACGACGGUGACUUUGAUGAAACUAGAUAACUAUAUCAGACUUCGCCACAGUUCCCAAGCCACUACAUCCGCAAAUACCAGCUAUCACACCAAAUCCAGUUCCAAGCCCAUCACAAACCUCCAAACAACCUUCCAAAAUGCCCACAAUCACCUCCAAGCCCACUGGCCCCAUCGGCUUCGGCCUCAUGGGUUUCACCUGGACUCCCACGCCUACUCCGGACGCGCAAGCCUUCGCCGCGAUGUCCGCCGCGCUCGCGGGCGGCGCCAACUGCUGGAACGCGGGCGAGUUCUACGGGAUGCCAGGCACCCGCACGGCGAACCUUGAGCUUCUGAACCGGUACUUCACCGCGCACCCAUCCGACGCGGCAAAAGUGGUGUUGUCGGUCAAGGGCGGGGCGGACCUUACCAGCGACCACUUGACGUCGCAGGGCGACCGCACGGGCGUCCGCCGCUCCGUCGAGAACGUCCUGCGCGUGCUCGACGGAAAGGUCUUCCUUAGCAUAUUCGAGUGCGCAAGGGUCGAUAAGAAUACCCCCAUCGAGGAGACCGUCGCCGCCAUCGCGGAGUUUGUCAAGGAUGGCAGGAUCGGCGGAGUGGGCCUUAGUGAGGUCAGCCCCGAGACGAUCCGCCGCGCGGCGAAGGUCCACCCCAUCGCUGCCGUAGAGAUGGAGGUCAGCCUCUGGAGCCGCGAGGUGUUCGUCCCCGGCGGCGUGGCCGACACGUGUGCCGAGCUCGGGAUCCCGAUCAUGGCGUAUAGCCCGUUGGGCCGCGGGAUCUUGGCCGGCAGGUUUACCAAGCCGGAGGAUCUUGAGGAUGGGGAUAUGCGCAAGAUUUUCGACCGCUUCCAGCCGGGGAACUUCGAGAAGAACCGGGUGAUCGUCGAGAACCUGGAUAGGAUUGCCGAGAGGAAGGGGUGCAGCAAGGCGCAGGUCUGUUUGGCCUGGGUGUUGGCCCAGGGAAAUAAGCCCGGCAAGGCGACGAUUGUUCCUCUGCCCGGAGCGACAGGCGUCGAUAGGGUGGAGGAGAAUUGUAAGCUUGUGGAGUUGAGUGAGGAGGAGCUGGAGGAGGUUAAUGGUAUGAUGAACGAGGUGGAUGUGCAUGGCGGCAGGUACAAUGAGUGGAUGGCGCCCGGAUCUUGGGAGUAUUUUGUUGGAGGAUAG
Messenger RNA from Tricharina praecox, 1208 nucleotides. RefSeq names its product NADP-dependent oxidoreductase domain-containing protein. The transcript has 2 exons. The coding region runs from base 186 to 1208 and encodes 340 amino acids. The record is from RefSeq and is a predicted model, not a curated record. Gene Ontology annotation, cellular component: cytoplasm. NCBI's taxonomy places the organism in Eukaryota, Fungi, Ascomycota, Pezizomycetes, Pezizales, Pyronemataceae.